Contarinia nasturtii (swede midge) is the source of this 1061-nucleotide messenger RNA. RefSeq names its product pyrimidodiazepine synthase-like. The record is from RefSeq and is a predicted model, not a curated record. Gene Ontology annotation, cellular component: cytoplasm. The transcript is spliced from 4 exons. The coding region runs from base 105 to 863 and encodes 252 amino acids. NCBI's taxonomy places the organism in Eukaryota, Metazoa, Arthropoda, Insecta, Diptera, Cecidomyiidae. Gene Ontology annotation, biological process: glutathione metabolic process. Gene Ontology annotation, molecular function: glutathione dehydrogenase (ascorbate) activity; glutathione transferase activity.
UCAUCAUUGAAUUUCGCUUUCAGUCGAUCUAAAUUGCUUCAAGUAUUGACAUCAAAAUUGUUUUUUUCUCCAUCGCCAAUAUUUUAUUCGGUUUUAACAAAAAAAUGGCAGUGAAUACAAAUCGUCAUUUUGGCAAAGGAUCAAGUGAGCCAUCAUUCUCGAACGAUGGUAAAUUACGUUUGUUCUCGAUGCGUUUCUGUCCAUUUGCCCAUCGAGUCCAUCUUGUAUUGAAUGCAAAGAACGUUCCAUAUAAUGUUGCCUAUAUUAAUUUGUCUGAGAAGCCAGAAUGGUAUUCUGAAGUGAAUACAACUGGUAAGGUGCCAGCUUUACAGCUGGUCAACGAACCAAAUCAACCAUUUUUGGUGGAAUCAAUGGUGAUUGCUGAAUAUCUGGAUGAAAAAUAUCCCGAAGUUAAACUUUAUCCCGAAGAUCCAUUUGAUAAAGCUCAAACAAAAAUAUGGAUUGAACGUUUCAACCCGAUUGCAGGCGCUUUCUAUCGCUUGGUUUAUGAACAAAAUCCAGACGAUGUUAAUGCACAAUUGUUGAACACAUUCUACAGUGAACUUGGUAACUACGAAGCCGAAUUGGUGAAACGUGGAACGAAAUACUUUGCUGGAGCAAAACCGGGCAUUUUUGAUUACGCCAUUUGGCCAUGGUUUGAACGAUUCGGCAUUCUUAGCUCAGUUGUCGGAGAGAAGUAUAACUUUGAUGAUAGAUUCCCGACAUUGGCUAAAUGGCUUCAUGCUACCCGUGAAGAUUUGGCAGUUCAAAAACACUUGUUGUCAACAUACACUCAUACACAAUUUUCGCUUGGUCGCCGUGCUGGCACUCCACAUUAUGAUCUUUUAGUAGAAGAAUCCUAAAAGCAUUUCUCCAGUGCCCAAAAUCUACAUAUAUCCAUCAUCACAAGUGCUUUUUAAAUUCAAAUUGAGGAAUUUUUACGGUUUUAAAGUUAUAACAAAUGUUUUCUGUUCUUUUACAUGCACAUAUUAUUCCUCACGUAUUUCAAAUACGAUAUUUGUAAGCAAAUAAUAAAUAUAGUAAAAAAAAUCAUUUCAAAA